AUGCCACCGAAGCGGGGCAAAGGGAAGGACGGUGCGGAGGAUAGCAACGUGCCACCUGGGAUUCUCGAGGUGCGGGUAACAAGCGGAUGCUCUGUCAACAUGCCUGCGCGUGUCCGCAUGGGCCACGCGUCGUACAUUCACCCCAAAAGUGGGAAGCUGUACGUUGUGGGCGGCUGCGAUGUGACGAUGCUGCCGCAGCCCUUCCAGUCGCAGAUCCCCAUGGAUCCUCUGGAGCCGAUGCCCUUCGCGGAGUGGUGGGACGCAGAGACACGCGUGUGGGGCACGAACGUUGACUCGAUGACGCAGCCCGUGGAGACGCCGAUGGGAAACAUGUGCGCUGACGCCGACGCUGACGCCGAUGCCGACGCUGACGCCGAUGCCGACGCCGACGCCGACACGAAAGUGGGUGCGGGGGACGAGGACGCCGCGCCGCGAGAGAGCGGAACCGCGUCGCCAUACAGGCAGGCUGCCGACCAGCGACCAACGCAGGUGCCCGAUGGCUUUUCGUGGCCGACGCUGGCUGCUCCUGUUGUGCAGUGGGACCCGGUGCGGGCGAAGGAGCGCGGGCCGCAGCACUCACUCGUCGCCAUCAGCGGCGACGCAGCCAAACGCGCAGAGGAGGAAAAGGAGGCAGGUGACGCGCAGGCAGCGCCGGAGGCUGUGGUACCGCCACCGCGUGAACACCCGGUGGUGCUGCUGAUUGGUGGCUGGCAAGGCAGUAGCCGCGUGGCACACCUCAUGGGUGUUGACAUGGACAACGGAACUGCGCUGCACGUGCGUGGCGGCGCAGCUUCGCAGGCACCGAUGCUGACGUGUCCUUCCGCUACUGUGGUGCGGGACAAGGUGUACGUGUUCGGUGGUAACACCAGCAACGGCUGCGUGUCGACAAUGGAAACGCUGGAUCUCGCCACCUGCAAGUGGGUAGAGCGUGCAGCAGUAGCAGAGACGCCAACCGCGCACCCUCAGCCGCGCUCCUCUCACGUGGCGGGCUUGCUGCUGGACCGCUACAUUGUAAUUCACGGUGGUCGGCGCCUGGCGAUGGAGCCAAAGAUAGUCCCAAAGAAGGGCAAGAAGGUAGACCCAAAAUUGCUUCAGACCAUCACUAAACUUGCUCUUGAAUUCUGCAAUGAUGUAGCGGUGUAUGAUGUGGAUACUGGACGAUGGGUGGCUACGGCCGUGAAUGUGGGGAUCCAUGGACCGCCGCCGCGGUAUGGGCAUGCCGCUUGUGUCUUGAGCCCAAGCGAGAUGAUGCUGCAUGGAGGUAUCGGCGUCGGCGGCAAGGUGCUCUGCGAUGCCUGGAUUCUGCGCCUGCAGGAGAAGGGUGAGUCUGCUGUGUCGGUUUCGUGGGUAAAGUUGGUGCCGCACGAGACAGACAUGGAGCUGGUGCCGGCCCGCUGCCACCACUCCCUGGUGGCUGCAGGGAGGCGUGUGUACGUCACCGGCGGCCUUGACGCAUCGGACAGCGUGGAAGACCUCUGCAUCAUGGACGUGCAGCCACUCCUGGAAGCAAAUACAUCGCGACCGGAUAAUCGCAGGCGAACAGUGACGCCAAAAGACCCGAAGCGCUCAGCCGCGUAA
Molecule: messenger RNA, 1578 nt
Organism: Trypanosoma grayi
Lineage: Eukaryota; Euglenozoa; Kinetoplastea; Trypanosomatida; Trypanosomatidae
Exons: 1
Coding region: 1-1578 (525 amino acids)
Molecular function (GO): protein binding
Source: RefSeq, a predicted model, not a curated record